GUCGCUAAUAACGUCGAUUUAAGAUAUAAGUCAAUCAACAUACGUGUUGCUCUGAUGAGUUUAGUUACGUGGUCCCAAGCUGAUCAAAUGCUGGUUACAACAGAUGGCUCUGCUACUUUAACUAGGUUCGCUAAUUACUCAAAUUUGGUUUUGAAGAAAUCAAAUCCGUAUGACAACGCACAAUUACUUACAGGCAUU
Trichoplax adhaerens is the source of this 198-nucleotide messenger RNA. RefSeq lists its product as uncharacterized. The annotation marks the transcript as partial. Gene Ontology annotation, molecular function: metalloendopeptidase activity. The transcript has a single exon. The record is from RefSeq and is a predicted model, not a curated record. NCBI's taxonomy places the organism in Eukaryota, Metazoa, Placozoa, Uniplacotomia, Trichoplacea, Trichoplacidae. Gene Ontology annotation, biological process: proteolysis.